AAGAAAAAAGGACGUUUCUUUCUCAGUCACAACAAAGAACAAACUGGGCAAAAUCAGUGUCCUUCAAGCAGCGACGCCGCACUCAGUAGUCAGAAGUCGGUACAGUCUCAGCCACAGCGUCAGCGUCAGCGCACUUUCAAUUUCUGACAAGUCAUGGCUUUCUCCGCCGUAACAAAACGCUCUCGCUCUAUCGGAGCCAUCCUCUUCAACGCUAGGCUCUUCCCAAAUUCCACUUGUAGAAGUAGAAGUAGAAGAUUCACCACCGAAACUUCUUCAGCUUCGAAUCAAACGAAUCUGAUAAAGCAAUUGAGGGAACGAACGAGCGCGCCCAUAAAGGACGUGAAGGCCGCACUGAUGGAAUCCAAUUGGGACAUCGAGGCUGCCCAGACUGAGCUCAGGAAGAGAGGCAAAGUACUGGCGUCCAAGAAGUCCGCUCGUUCAGCCACCGAGGGUUUGCUCGCUCUCGCUCUCUCUCACACUCCCACUCACAAUAGGGCUGCUCUUAUCGAACUCAACUGCGAGACCGAUUUCGUCGCCAGGAACGAUAUUUUUCAGCACUUGGCUUUGUCUUUGGCGAAGCAGGCUUUGCUGGUGGAAAGUGGUACUCAGGCUCAGCUGGGUUUUGGUGCUGGCGGGUUUCAUGUUGGACCUGAGACUCUCGAGGAGUUGAAGUUAAAUCUUGAACAUCCAAAGAUUAGUGGAGAAACAACUGUUCAUAAUGCAAUUACUGAAGUGGCUGCAAUGAUGGGAGAAAAUGUCAAACUUAGAAGGGGAUUUGUGAUGUCUACAUCUUCAAAUGGUGUUCUCUCUACCUACCUCCAUACCAGUCCUCAACCAGGUUUGGGUCGUAUAGCUGGAAUUUUAACUCUUGAAGUAGAGGAUGGAAAUUCUCAACUGGAGGCUCUUCAGCGUGUUGGAUCAGAAUUGGCAAUGCAUAUAGUAGCAGCCAAGCCAUUGUUCUUGACUAAGGAACUUGUUUCUUCUGAUGCAUUGGAAAGUGAAAGGGAAAUUCUUAAGUCUCAGGCUGAAACCAGUGGGAAGCCUCAGAUGGCCAUAGAAAAAAUGGUAGAAGGUCGACUUCGUAAAUACUUUGAGGAUGUUGUUCUAAUGGAGCAAAAAUUUGUUAUGAAUGAUACCAUAAAUGUAAAGACGCUGUUAAAUAAUCUAUCCAAGGAAGUAGGCUCACCUGUGAAGAUAGGGAAUUUUUUCAGGAUGGAAGUUGGAGAAGGAAUUCAAAGGCUGGAAGAAUCGACUGCAUCUGAACCUGUGGCUCAGGCUGUUUAAUGUAAGUUUUGGCAGGUGAUAAAUAUUGUUGCGAUGGUGAAGAAUGACAAAGUAUGCUUAGUGGCAGUUAGUAGAAACUACAAAGCUCUAACAUUCUGCAUGUAAAUGACCGACUUUAUCGAGACAGGAGAUCCUCUUUAGGUUGAAUGAACCCCAUGAUACUCUCGUAAUUCCUAUGGCAAGUGUAUUAGAUGGAAAUAUUCUUAACGCAAUCAACCACCUUCAGCUCCUCACCCAUGGUCCCCAUUAUUCAAUUGUAGCAAAACUUUAAGAUAUCAAGCUCUACAUGAAGGGUAGAGGUUUUGUUUAGUACUCCUGUGUACUUAACGAGGCUAACCUGUGAUUAUUUUUGAACACAUAUCAUCUCUGACUGUUUGUGUCUUGCAA
Quercus lobata is the source of this 1671-nucleotide messenger RNA. RefSeq names its product elongation factor Ts, mitochondrial-like. The coding region runs from base 154 to 1284 and encodes 376 amino acids. NCBI's taxonomy places the organism in Eukaryota, Viridiplantae, Streptophyta, Magnoliopsida, Fagales, Fagaceae. Gene Ontology annotation, molecular function: protein binding; translation elongation factor activity. Gene Ontology annotation, biological process: mitochondrial translational elongation. The transcript has 8 exons. The record is from RefSeq and is a predicted model, not a curated record.